AGGGGGGAGAGAGGAGAGGCUUACGUUUGGGUAAGGAAGAGAGUUGUCAAUAUCACUUUUGAGAGAGGGGAAUCGGAGAUGGUUAAGAAGCAGACGGCGUUGAACAGCUGCCAGCGUGGCAGCUGUAAGAUGCAGAAUGAUGGGCAGGAGAAAAGAAUGGACAUCACUAUCGGAGACUAUUCUCACGACAAUGGAGGGAUAAGAGUGGAGAGAGAGUGGAGGAGGGAAAAGAAACAGAUAACAACAAUAAUCGUGGGUGUGGUGGAAAGAAGGGAAGCGUGCGAGUGUCCAUAA
This is a messenger RNA of Acaulospora colombiana, 294 nucleotides long. The record is from the annotation of a GenBank genome assembly. NCBI's taxonomy places the organism in Eukaryota, Fungi, Glomeromycota, Glomeromycetes, Diversisporales, Acaulosporaceae.